Molecule: messenger RNA, 825 nt
Organism: Haemonchus placei
Lineage: Eukaryota; Metazoa; Nematoda; Chromadorea; Rhabditida; Trichostrongylidae
Source: the annotation of a GenBank genome assembly
GUGGCAUGGUUGGAUACCCUCGACGAAAAGGAUAUCAUGGCGGAAGGUAUAAAGGAGUGGAAACAAAUCAAGUUAAAGGACUCCGUUCGGGAGCCGGAAAUGGAGUCCGCAACUGAAGGCGCUGUCGCAUUGUUGCCACUGGAUGAGGCGUAUUUUCAACAGCCUUGUGUCGAUACCUCUUUGCCACACUCUGACCAUCGAUUCACUCAUGGAUGUGACAACUCAAAACAGUACGACCCAAAUGCUGCCGUGGCGUCUUCAUCUGGACCACUGCGUAACUUUCUGUGUUCCUACAGUGAUUGCAAUGGAGCGGAGAGCAUCAAAAUCGUUUGCCCUUAUUGCGAACGGAACUAUUGCCUGAAACAUCGUCAUGCUGAUGAACACUGCUGUGAGAAUCGUCCCGAAAAAGUUGAGAAACCUCGGCCUCAACUUGUUCCAGCCCUUACAGCUCCCACAACUUCUGUUGAGAAACCGGUCAAAAAGGCAAAACCAGUUACGAAAAUAAGUGAAGCAGAUCGUAAGAAAAUGGAUAAAAUUCUGAUAAUGAAGCUGAAAAUGAAUGCAAAGGCGACGGCUGAUGUUCCAGCUGAAGAACGGAUGUUUUUGUUUGUAGAUGGAGAUGAUCUCAGUGAGCGAAAAGCUGUCGUCGUUAGCAAGAAAUGGACGGUAGGUCGCUGUGCAUCGAACAUUGCAAAGAUGUUAUCCUUGGAUGAGCUCAAGACGCUUCACGUCUUCCUUGAAGGAUCAGAGAAGCCGUUAGACUAUGCCGAUACGGUGUCAGAACACCUGAAUGAUAUGGAUACAAUUAUUGUUCAACUCGUCUAA